GCGGCUCGCCUCAUUCCGCUGCUUUCUCAGCAUCUAUUCUGUGAGAGUCUAUUCUGGAGAGGAGAGCGCUACCGAACAGGCGAAUUGGAGAAGGAAAAGAGGACAAAAUCCACUGAUGAGGGAGCAUAUCGAGGAAAAGAACACAUAAUCUAGUCUCACUGGCAUGUGUUAUCACCUUCUAUAGCUUUGGUGGAGGUCUGUGAAAGUUUCCAUCCUGGGGGGACACCCUCCCCUUGUUGUGGGGACGAACAGCGGAUGCUGAAUUUCAUUCCUGAAGGCAGGGGGAGAGCUGUGAGGACCGGCUGGAUUCACUUGCAUUGGAGCUGGUAGUGCGCACCAGAAGAGAUCCUACAGUCUCUCGUUCUCCCUUGUCUCUCAUACACGCAUUUUCCAGUAGAAUACCUAACAUUGUUUAGCUCUGCCAAGGUGGAAUAUCAGGGAGAACCAGCCCAAAAGAAAUAAAUCUAAACCAAGGAACUAAAGGGUAAUGGAUUAUGCACAAAUUCACUGAAGGACAUCCUGCUCACAAAAAGUAAGUUCAAAUCAGAAAAGGCUUUUAAUUGGGUUCUGAUUUUAAAAGACUUGUGGGAUUUUUGCCCUUGUUGUGGAGCAGAACCAAUCGUAUCUCAUGACAGCUUGGGGACUAUAGGAUUCUGGAUAGUAUUUCAAGACUGAAUCUGUGUAGGCACCUUUCCACUAUCCUGCCAGCAAGCAGAAAUGUUCUUUGCCUCUGUUCCAGUAUGACCCUGGAGUAAGUGACCUGUGCAUAGAGUCACACUACACGUUUUCCACAGGGUUUCUGUGCUUCUACAACAGCUUAUGGACAUUUGAUAUUGGGAAGCUAAGAAGAUAAAACAACAAAAACAGGGACGACCACACCAAAAGAAGAGAGAAAAGAACAGGCCAUGGCUGCGGGGAUGAUUGCUUCUCAAAGUGAACCGUGACAGAAUGGUCGGGUUUAUGAGCAAAGUCAUGCCGCACACGGUCAUCUCAUGCUGGCAGCCUUUCCUGGGAUUGGCCCUCGUGGCUGUUUUUGUGGGUUCUACCCUGGGAUGUCCCUCGCGAUGCGAGUGUUCAGCACAAAGCAAGGCAGUUGUCUGUCACCGUAAGCGCAUGCCCACCAUCCCAGAUGGCAUCCCAACUGAAACAAGAAUCCUGGACUUAAGUAAGAACAAGCUGACAAUGAUCAACCCUGAUGACUUUUUUGCCUUCCCUGGGCUUGAGGAACUUGACCUCAGUGGAAAUAUUAUCAGCUAUGUUGAGCCUGGAGCAUUCAAUGGGUUGUUUAACAUGCACUCGCUCAGCCUCAAAAGCAAUCGAAUCAAGCUCAUUCCUCUGGGUGUCUUCACAGGCUUAGCCAAUCUUACCCGACUGGAUAUAAGUGACAACAAGAUUGUCAUUCUCCUGGAUUAUAUGUUCCAGGACUUGCACAAUCUUAGGUUUUUGGAAGUGGGUGACAAUGACCUGGUUUACAUCUCUCACCGUGCAUUCAGUGGACUUUUAAGCCUGGAGACACUAACCUUAGAAAGGUGCAACCUAACAGUUGUACCCACUGAGGCUCUUUCUCAUCUGCACAACCUGGUCAGCCUGCAUCUACGAUACCUCAGCAUUAGCACUUUACAUCCAUACUCAUUCAAAAAGCUAUUCCGAUUGCGGCACUUAGAAAUUGAUAACUGGCCUUCACUAGACCAUGUGCCAGCUAAUACCCUGCAUGGCCUCAACUUGACAACACUGUUUAUAACCAACACCAACUUGUCCACCUUCCCUUACCUAGCCCUGAAGCAUCUUCCCUAUCUGACACAUCUCAAUCUGUCCUACAACCGCAUCAGGCACAUUGAAGGGGGCAUGCUAAUGGAACUGGUUCGGCUGCGAGAGCUGCAUAUUGUUGGAGCUCAGCUGACCACCAUUGAACAGUAUGCAUUCCAAGGCCUGCGGGGUCUCAGAGUUCUCAAUAUCUCACACAAUCGACUGGAUACAUUGGAAAAGGGCGUUUUUCAGUCUCCUGAGGCUCUGGAGGUUCUUCUCAUUGACAACAACCCCUUAGUGUGUGAUUGCCGCCUCAUGUGGAUCCUGCAGAAGAGGCAUUCCAUCUUCUUUGGGGAUUCACAGCCAGAAUGCAGCACACCUGAGGGCAUUCGUGGACGCCCUUUUAAGGAGUUUAAGGAGACUCUCCUGUCUUAUUAUGUUACAUGUACCAAACCGAAAAUUCGUGAAAAUAAAACACAAACAGUUACUGUAGAUGAGGGUCAGCAGGCUAUGUUGCGUUGCAGUGCUGAUGGGACACCAAGGCCAAUUGUGUCUUGGUUGUCCCCACAUCGCCGAGUGCUAACAAACAGCCAUAGUAGAGUAACCAUCCAUAAAAAUGGUACACUAGAAAUCAAGGCAGCAGAAGUCCAAGACAGUGGAGAGUACCUUUGCCUUGCCUCCAACACUGCUGGAAAUGACACCUUGAAGACAUCAUUGGCGGUGAAAAGUUUAGGAUCACUGUAUGCCAACAGGACCCAGUACUACACAGAUCCCAGCAAUGCCACUGCCAAUGGAACGACUGGUGUGACCCUCGGUUUUGACCUUAAGACUAUUUUAGUGUCAACAGCUAUGGGUUGUUUCACAUUCCUGGGAGUGGUCUUGUUUUGUUUCCUGCUUCUUUUUGUUUGGAGCAGGGGAAAAGGAAAACAUAAAAACAAUAUAGAUGUUGAACAUGUGCCACGAUCAAAGUCUAACGGCACUAAUGUUGACUCAGCAGAGGGACAAGCCGGUCCUCGUCGUUUUAACAUGAAAAUGAUGUGACUGCUUUUAUAGAACUAAGAGUCUGGAUUGUGGAAAAGCCCAAAGUACAGUGUAUUUUUUUGAAAACAGAAUGACUGAAUCUUCUCACUGCUACAGGAAGAGUGGUAGUGAAAAGAAAACCUUGGGGCAUCACAAAAUGAUGAGCAUUACCUUAAAUCUGUGGAUCUUGAUAUAGUUCUUGAAUACUGUGUCUCAAAUGCAAAAGAUUUUAGAAUGACUAUCACUACUGGAAAAACUUCUCAGAUGAGUUGCUCUCAUGAAGACCUGGAUGAAAUAAGUGUCAGUUAUCAACUUUUUGAAAUUUAUAUGUCCCAAAAUCAUUCAGUUUUGGGAUGGAUCUACAGACUCAGUUGAACAAUGUACAUUACAAAUUUGUAUCUAAGCUAUAACCUACUUUGUUUAGUCUUGCGCCAUGCUUAUUCACUGAACCAAUCAAUGAAACAUCAUUUCCUAUGUUCUAUAUUUUUCAUAUGUGUACGUAAUGCUUCAUUAUGUACAUGUAUGUACAUAAUCAUUCAAAAGAAUAGUUCAUAGCAAUAUUCAUGAGAUGCACUUGCUAAAAUUGCUAUAACCCUGUUCCACAAGUACAUUCUUCAGGCUUUUGAAGUUUCCAUUGAUUCAGGAAGGGCUUCUAUGGCUAAGUAUUUGUCCUCUGCUCCCCAAUUGAAUAAAUAUUAAUAAAUAUAUAUAUCAUUUAUCAAUAGAAGUACAAGAAAAUUAUUUUAUUUAUGAAAGUAUUAAGAAUUUUGCAAAAUUCAGUCUUCAAAAACUGUUCAGGAUAACAGCUGGAUUGUCAUAAUAUUGAGUUAGUAUUGGUCAAGCAACCUACAUGAACCACUUUUCUGUCUUAUUUUGUCUAUUUUUAUUCCUUUAACUGUACCUUUGCUAGUUGGCAAACUACAUGUGUCAGUUUUACUACAGUGACAUUUGCAUCAUUUUCCCCAGUAGGAAUUUUGGACUUUGUUGUGGUAGUUCUUCAUUUUGUUGUUGAAUCAUUUAGAUUGUGAAAACAAAAGUAAAAGUAAAAAACUAUGUAUGUGAAAUAAAAAAAAUGUAUUUGUACCAAAGUGUCUGACUAAAUGCAUAAAAUAUAAUCAUCUUCUACGCAUCCUCACUGAUAGACUUCACAUCAAUGGUGUAAUAAUAAGUGUAUCAUUGCUAAUUCCUUUUUUAUUGUUGCAGUCUCUAAACCCUCACAGAAACAUUCAAAACAUUAACACUGAAAGUGAUGUAGCCACCCCUGGUUAAGAGAUAAAUACUUAUAUGAACAAUAUUUACUUGCAAAUGCCAAAAUGCAGUACUAGAAAUAUUUGAUAAUAUGGUACAGUGAUCCAGAACUGCAGUGAUCCACUCUAAAUGUUCACAAUAAUAAUUAAAUUAUGUCUGUACAGGCCAACUCAAU
Pelmatolapia mariae (spotted tilapia) is the source of this 4189-nucleotide messenger RNA. It is a transcript of the gene lingo2, whose product is annotated as leucine rich repeat and Ig domain containing 2. Gene Ontology annotation, cellular component: extracellular matrix. NCBI's taxonomy places the organism in Eukaryota, Metazoa, Chordata, Actinopteri, Cichliformes, Cichlidae. The record is from RefSeq and is a predicted model, not a curated record. The coding region runs from base 949 to 2787 and encodes 612 amino acids. Gene Ontology annotation, molecular function: protein binding. The transcript has 5 exons.